UGGCGUGGUUGCUUUUCACUAGCAAAUAGAUAUCCUGGUCAUAAAUAUGGAUGGACUUUGCUCUCUCUCUCGAAUUAGAAUUUGAGAGAAAGAGGGGGGAGGGGGGAGAGAGCGAGGGAGAGGAAACAGAGGAGAAACGAGAACUAAUCUUUGUCAUAUAAUCCUGAAUUAGUCUGACAGGUUGGUUGAAUCUGAUUCCACAGCAGCAGGUUCUCACAGCUAGAAUCAUCAUGUUGACUAGGGCUUGCCUGAGAAAAAUGAAACCAAACUCUCCAUACUUAGACAACUUUCUCAACACUGGUGAACAUCCUGAGGAUCAAAGAACAUAUGUGAUGUUCCAUGGCACCUCAAUAGAGGCUGCAGAGAUGAUUAAGAAGAAUGGCUUCACACCAUCAAGAGCAGAUAUCAGCAUGCUUGGUGCCGGUGUUUAUGUUACACGGGACAUUCAAAAAGCCUGUAAUUACCCUCCUGGUGUUUCCAAGUCUAAGAGAAGAGUACUAAAAGUCAGAGUGGAUGUUGGGAAGGUUAAGAUCAUAGACCAGCAGGAUCACCCCAUGCAGAAGACCUGGCAUACCGAGCAUGGAUAUGACACCGCCUGGGUUCCACCAGGGGUCGAUAUGGUAGAAAGCAACCGACAGGAGAACUGUGUCUACGACCCAAAGAGAAUCAAAGUCAUGGAGGUCAUGAAAGUAAACAAAAAGACCAUAUCUAGAUACCGUCAUCUUCAGAGUGGAGUCUCCCCUGAGGACAGCCACGUCUACGUGAUGUAUCAUGGAACAUCAAAACAGGCUGCAGUAAAAAUACAGAGAAAUGGAUUCCAACCUUCCAAAGAUGGCAUGCUUGGUGCGGGUGUCUACCUCAGUCGAGACAUCAGAAAAGCCAUUAAAUACCCCAUUGGUGCUAAUGACUCAGACAGGAUGGUUCUGAAAGUAAAGGUGGAUGUUGGCAGAGUUAAAGUCAUUAACGAACAGGGUUACGACAUGCAAUACAACUGGCAUACUAAGCAUGGGUAUGACACUGCCUGGGUUCCACCUGGUUUUGGCAAACAAGAGGAAGACUGUGUCUACGACCCAAAGAGAAUCACAGUGUUGACAAUGCUGAAACUGUCCACCAUGAAAAUGUUAAACCCGUCACUGUAGAACUGAUGGCGUUCUGCAUUCAGUGGGAGCAUCCAGCAUCACUUCAUGGUCAUCAGAAGAGGAUGGUUAGAAUCAGAGAGUCCCAUAUGAUACAGCUCAUAGGAAGUAGAAGCUGAUGAUUUGACAUGGCAAUCUAUAAGCAAUCAAUCAUAUAACCUUAUAUCAAAUAUUCAUAUUUACUUGAUGUAAAUAAUGCAUACGUAACAAUGAUCCUUGUUCCUAUAAUAAAAUCUCAAAUAAACAAGUUUCACACA
Salmo salar (Atlantic salmon) is the source of this 1393-nucleotide messenger RNA. RefSeq lists its product as uncharacterized. Lineage: Eukaryota; Metazoa; Chordata; Actinopteri; Salmoniformes; Salmonidae. Gene Ontology annotation, molecular function: NAD+ poly-ADP-ribosyltransferase activity. Gene Ontology annotation, cellular component: cytoplasm. The record is from RefSeq and is a predicted model, not a curated record.